AGCUCCAGGCAGUAAAUGCAACUCCAGUCCAAGUACGACCCCCAGAAGGAGGCUGAGCUCCGCAGCUGGAUCGAGGGACUCACGGGCCUCUCCAUCGGCCCUGACUUCCAGAAGGGUCUGAAGGAUGGGAUCGUCCUAUGCACGCUCAUGAACAAGCUGCAGCCCGGCUCGGUCCCCAAGAUCAACCGCUCCAUGCAGAACUGGCACCAGCUGGAAAACCUGUCCAACUUCAUCAAGGCCAUGGCUGGCUACGGCAUGAACCCCGUGGACCUGUUUGAGGCCAACGACCUGUUUGAGAGUGGGAACAUGACGCAGGUGCAGGUGGCCCUGCUCGCCCUGGCGGGGAAGGCCAAGACCAAGGGGCUGCAGAGCGGUGUGGACAUCGGCGUGAAGUACUCCGAGAAGCAGCAGCGGAACUUCGAUGACGCCACCAUGAAGGCGGGACAGUGUGUCAUCGGGCUGCAGAUGGGCACUAACAAGUGCGCCAGCCAGUCGGGCAUGACCGCCUACGGCACCCGGAGGCACCUCUACGACCCCAAGAACCACAUCCUGCCCCCCCAGGACCACUCCACCAUUAGCCUCCAGAUGGGCACGAACAAGUGUGCCAGCCAGGUGGGCAUGACAGCCCCAGGGACGCGGAGGCACAUCUACGACACCAAGCUGGGGACCGACAAGUGUGACAGCUCGUCCAUGUCCCUGCAGAUGGGUUACACGCAGGGCGCCAACCAGAGUGGCCAGGUCUUUGGCCUGGGCCGGCAGAUCUACGACCCUAAGUACUGCCCGCAGGUGGCCGACGGGACUCCAGGCGCCGGCGACAGCCUGAGCCCAGGCCAGGCCCCAGAGUGCCCCCCCUACUUCCAGGAGGAGGCUGGCUACUGAGGCCCCGUGUGCUGUGCCCCACCCUUGCCCCGCUGGGCUGGGGGUUUCUCUGUGUUCUUGCCAUGUUCUCGUCCCUCCCAACUGCCGGGCUCCCCCGCUGCAAGACCAAACCAGCCCGAGGUCCCUCUGUACUGCCCUGUACCCUCGACUGAGUGGCCAGGCUGGGGCGGGGCGAUGCUGUGGGGUGGGGUCCUGGCCAGGGCAGUGGAUCCUUGCAGGCUGCGGCCCAACCCGGCUGGAUUAGAGAGAGCUGGCCCCCGCUGGCUUCCGGCUUUUUCUGUCCCUUUCGUCAGCCUGUGGUUUCUGUACCACAGAAGUUUCAGGAAGUUUUAACAAAAGAAUGGGUUUUCUUUUUUUUUUUUCAAGAGAAGGGCAGGGGUGGCAGGCGGUGCUGAGGGCCAGGCCACCGUCCAAAAUGUCAGGGUGGGCAAGCCUGGUUGCCCUGGGACUCAGCCUGCCGCCCUGCCCACCCCCAGGGCCCAGGCAGGGAAAGGCGAGGUGGAAGCACAGCCGGACCCUGCCCCGUACCCUCUCCUAGCCUGACCCCCUUGGGCCCCAGCUCUCUGCAUCCCUCCCACCAGGUACUGCACAAGGCACCAGCCAGGGGCCCCUGGACCGUGAGAUAAUGUGAAAUGCCCACUGGGGACCAAAAGCAAUAAAAACUCCACGUUGAGACCAUGAA
Messenger RNA from Tupaia belangeri chinensis (Chinese tree shrew), 1561 nucleotides. RefSeq names its product calponin 2 (gene CNN2). Gene Ontology annotation, cellular component: focal adhesion; actin cytoskeleton. Gene Ontology annotation, biological process: actin filament organization; actomyosin structure organization. The record is from RefSeq and is a predicted model, not a curated record. Lineage: Eukaryota; Metazoa; Chordata; Mammalia; Scandentia; Tupaiidae. The transcript has 7 exons. Bases 16 to 879 code for a protein of 287 amino acids. Gene Ontology annotation, molecular function: actin filament binding.